AGUGAUAGGCUGCUCCCGGACAGGGCUCGGCCUGUGUAUUUCAUUCCUCUGUGCUGUGACAGGAAUCAGGAUCGGUCACACCCUCUGUGACAGACGGCCGCCCUCCACUUCCUGAUUCAGAUCAAACUCUCCAGCUCCAGUCAUCGCCACACAUCACAGUGUCAGAGAUGAGUUAUCCCGGAUAUCCCCCUGCAGGUGGAAGCUACCCGCCCGGCUCCGGCCCGUAUCAGCAGGCCCCGGCUGGAUACCCUCCCCAACCCGGUGGCUUUCCGCCCCAGGCAGGAUACUAUCCGCCUCAGCCAGGAGCGUAUCCCCCCGGAGCAGGAUACCCACCCCAGGCUGGCGGAUACCCACCCCAGGCUGGCGGAUACCCUCCUCAGGCCGGCGGCGGAUACCCAGCUGCCCCGGGAGGAGGGUUCCCACCACAGGCAGGAGGUUACCCCGCUCAGCCCGGGACCUACCCCAACAUGCCCCCUGCUGCAGGUGGAUGGGGCGCCCAACCUGGCUUUGGAGCUCCCGGAGGAGGAAUGCCGCAGGGAUACCCCGGGGGCCCGGCGCCAGGACAGCAGCCCAUGCCAGCGUACCCAGGUGCCCCGGUGCCGAACCCGUCGAUGCCCGGGUACGGAGGAGGCGCUCCGACUGGACCAACACCUCCGGCCGCUCCCGCUGUCAAUAAGGGUUACCGCGGCACCAUGAAGGACUGUCCCGGGGCCGACCCUCUCCGAGAUGUCGAGGUGUUACGGAAAGCCAUGAAGGGCUUCGGAACUGAUGAGAACGCCAUCAUCGAGCUGCUCGGCAAUCGAACCAUCAAGCAGCGCGUGCCGUUGUUGGCGGCCUACAAAACCACCUACGGCAAGGAUCUGAUUCACGACCUGAAGUCGGAGCUGACGGGAAACUUUGAGAGUUUGGUGUUGGCCAUGCUGAAGAAUCCUGCGCAGCUCGACGCCUCUGAGCUCAAGGAGGCCAUAUCGGGCGCAGGAACGGACGAGGCCUGUCUCAUCGAGAUCCUGUCCUCCCGCAGCAAUGCUGAAAUCAAGGAGAUCACGAGGCUGUAUAAAGCAGAUUACGGUAAAUCUCUGGAGGACGCCAUCAGCAGCGACACGUCUGGACACUUCCGGCGUCUGCUCGUCUCUCUCUGUCAGGGUAAUCGAGAUGAGAGAGAGACUGUGGACGUUUCUCUGGCCAAACAGGACGCUCAGAAACUCUACGCUGCGGGAGAGAAUAAAGUCGGCACGGAUGAGUCUCAGUUCAACGCGAUUCUGUGCGCUCGCAGUAAACCUCACCUCAGGCAAGUGUUUCACGAGUACCAGCAGAUGUGCGGACGAGACAUCGAGAAGAGCAUCUGCAGGGAGAUGUCUGGAGACGUGGAGUCUGGCAUGGUGGCAGUGGUGAAGUGCAUUAAAAACACUCCUGCCUACUUUGCUGAACGGCUCCACAAGUCCAUGCAGGGUGCGGGCACCAAAGACAGGACUCUGAUCCGCAUUAUGGUGACCCGCUCUGAGGUGGACAUGCUGGACAUCAGACAGGAGUAUCUGCGUCAGUUCGGGAAGUCGCUCUACACUCACAUCUCUGGAGACACAUCUGGAGAUUACAAGAAACUGCUGCUGAAGCUGUGUGGAGGAAGUGACUGAAGAACCACGACGACAGACACGUUACCAAGACGACAGGAUAUGCGGCGUCGUCAUAUUAAUCUUGCUCAUAUAUAUUAAUAUGUCAGAUAAUAGUGUCAUGUUAACUAAUACAGUAAUCUCUCUCUUCACAGCUUUAUAAAGUUCACAGCCAAAAUAGCAUGUCAUUUGUGCCUUAGAGACAUUAUUAUUAUUAUUAUUAUUAUAAUUCAGUUUAUUAUUUGUUUUAUUUUGCUAUCUAAUCAGACUAUGCAUGAUAUCUAGAGAAUAUAUAUAUUUUGUAAUGCAUCAAUAUAUACGUGUACAGUGUCUUCAGUAACUGAUGCCAAAGGUCAAUCAGAACUAUAUCUGUGUUCAAUCUGAAAAUCAGAUGCCUUGAAGACUGAGUCACUUGAAGUGCUGCAUUAUAUGCCAUAGUUUUAUAUAGUGAGCUUUAUGAUCUCUAUGCAAGAGUUCAUGACGAAUAUAUAAUCAUGUCAAUCAUCAUGAAGGUCUCGAUGGGUGAAGCUCAUGAAAACAUGUCAUAUUUCACCCUUAAAAAUAAUUAAUUAUCUUAAAGAAAGUGAAGCCUGAUUUAGGAACAUUUUUGCGUUGUCAUUUUCCCUACAUUUCCGUGACUGAUGCGUCUAGACUCAUUUUCAUUGUUCUGUAUAGUGAUUCUUGAUACUGUAAUACAAUAUGUUUUGCUGUUUUUUUUAUAGUAAAUAAAAUUACAUGAUUUUAUUUUAACAUUAAAUACUGAAAUCAUAUAUAAAAAGCAUACAAUUUGAAUUUUCUUUUACAAUUUAAAAUAAGAUUUUUGCAUCAUGGUAAUGAAUAUUUGUGGUUCUAAAAUAGACUUAUUUUUUAUUCAUGCAAAAUAUAAUUUCGUAUUUGAGGUGAAAUAUCACCAGUUUUGUGAGCUUCACCAUGUUUGUUUGUUAUUUCAGCAUGAAUGUGUUUCGCCGCAGCAGUAGGGGGCGGUAAAGUGACCAAUCUCUCAUCAUGAUAAUCACUAGUUGUGUUAUGCUGUUUAUUAACAUGAAGACUACUCUUUUUCAGGGAUUUACUAACCUGUGAUUUAAUAUGCCAACUAAUCUGUACUGUUGUCUAAUAACAUUUGUGUCUGUUUAAUAAAACACUUUAUGAAUGUUCA
Megalobrama amblycephala (Wuchang bream) is the source of this 2763-nucleotide messenger RNA. It is a transcript of the gene anxa11b, whose product is annotated as annexin A11b. Gene Ontology annotation, biological process: cytokinetic process; phagocytosis. Gene Ontology annotation, cellular component: cytoplasm. NCBI's taxonomy places the organism in Eukaryota, Metazoa, Chordata, Actinopteri, Cypriniformes, Xenocyprididae. Gene Ontology annotation, molecular function: calcium-dependent phospholipid binding; calcium ion binding. The record is from RefSeq and is a predicted model, not a curated record.